Nicotiana attenuata is the source of this 405-nucleotide messenger RNA. RefSeq names its product zinc finger MYM-type protein 1-like. NCBI's taxonomy places the organism in Eukaryota, Viridiplantae, Streptophyta, Magnoliopsida, Solanales, Solanaceae. The transcript is spliced from 3 exons. The record is from RefSeq and is a predicted model, not a curated record. The coding region runs from base 1 to 405 and encodes 134 amino acids.
AUGUCUUUUAUAUUGCGGAGUAUUGAUAUUUCAGCAACUCCAAUAAAAAUUACUGAAUACUUUUUAGAAUAUUUAAAAGUGGAUGAUACAAGUGGAAAAGGUCUUUUUGAAGUUAUUAUGAAUGAGAUAGAAAAUAUUGGACUUGAUAUUGAUAAUUUAAGAGGACAGGGAUAUGAUAACGGAUCCAAUAUGAAGGAAUCUUUUAGAGUAGAUUACUUUUUAUAUAUAGUAGACCAAGCCAUUCUUUCGCUUCAAAAUAGAUUUGAACAAUUCGAAGCGUAUGAACUUCCUGUAACAGUUGCCUCUGCGGAAAAGAAGUUUUUCAAAAUUAAAAUUGAUAAAAUCUUAUCUAAGAUCAACUAUGUCUCAAGAGAGAUUAAAUGGAUUAGCCAUUUUAUCAAUUGA